AUGGCCGAGUCCUCCAAACGGCAUCUACAAGUUGUCGGCUGCAUUAACGAACCUCAUUUUCAACUUGCCAAAUGUCUCGCCGAGGGCCUGAAAGAAAAGUUUCCUGAUGCGUUUUUGGAUCCAACAAUUCAGCCUUUGCUUGAAUGUGACUGGUGUGUGUAUCUGGGCAAUAAGAAAAGGGAAUUGCGUGGUGAGGUGUGGGAUUAUUCCAGCAACCUGAUGUGCUUUCUGGACGGCCACCUCCUUGGUAAUGAGAAGGAGCUGGCCGACUGGGCUGAGAAACAUUGGAAGUUCACAUUCACAUCACCAGAUGCCCUUUAUUUAGCUCUUACUAAGGACUGUUAUUCCAAACACCUCCAAAAAACAGGGCACGAGUUUGUUUUCAUGGACAUUGAGAUUCAUGGAGAACCAGUAGGAAGGAUGUUAUUUGAGCUCUUCUCAGGUGUGUGUCCAAAGACAUCUAAGAACUUCCAUGCCCUGUGCACAGGGGAACUGGGUCUGUCAAAGAGCAACCUCAUGCUAUGCUACAAGGGCUCUGUGUUUCAUCGUGUAGUGCCCCAUGGCUGGGUACAGGGAGGAGAUAUUUCCCCAGCUGGAAGAGGCGAUGGAGGGGAAUCAAUAUAUGGAUCAACUUUUGAGGAUGAGAGCUUUGCAGUUUCCCACAGUAAGCGAGGCAUUCUGGGAAUGGCCAACCAGGGUCCCCAUAGUAAUGGCUCCCAGUUCUACAUCACCUUGCAACCGGCGCACUGGAUGGACAAGAAAUACGUUGCUUUUGGUCAACUAAUCGAAGGCACAGAUGUUCUGACGAGAAUUGAAGAAGUCCCAACCCACAAUGAAAGACCCAAGCAGGAUUGUAGAGUUGUAAAUUGCGGAGUGUUUGAGCCUUAAUUUGCCCUUCAGCAUAUGUAAUAUUUCUGCCUUUC
Lampris incognitus (smalleye Pacific opah) is the source of this 923-nucleotide messenger RNA. RefSeq names its product peptidylprolyl isomerase (cyclophilin)-like 6 (gene ppil6). The transcript is spliced from 8 exons. Gene Ontology annotation, molecular function: peptidyl-prolyl cis-trans isomerase activity. Gene Ontology annotation, biological process: protein peptidyl-prolyl isomerization. NCBI's taxonomy places the organism in Eukaryota, Metazoa, Chordata, Actinopteri, Lampriformes, Lampridae. The coding region runs from base 1 to 888 and encodes 295 amino acids. The record is from RefSeq and is a predicted model, not a curated record.